CAGACCUAAGAGAGUCCGGUUUUUUCUACAUAGCACCCCAAUAUGUGUGAUAUAGAGCUUUGAAGGCCUAGCCAUUAGACUGCCCACAGCUACAAUUUACAGAUAUCAGGGCCAUUAAACUUGCUACUAGACCCUCCCUGGCGCACGUCACUGGUUUUUUGUUUGCCUGUUGUUUGGUUACUUUUUAGGUUAGGUUAUCAUUCAAAAAAUGGACUGCCUAGAAGAGGAAUCUUUCGAAAAUAAAGAUUUAGACAGAAUGUUAGAAUUCGAGACCCAAAUCUUUUUAGACAUCGUACACCAAGACGGUUUAGUUGUCGCUGCCAAGGGCCUCAGUAUGGAUACGGUGCUAAUAAACCUGUUAAAGGUGUACAGCGAUCCAGGAAAUUUAGUGCUGGUCUUAAAUUGCUCGGAUAACGAAGAGAAACAUUACGUGGAAAAACUUAAAGGCGAACAUACACACAGAAUUACAUUCGAAACUAGUAUUAAAGACAGGGAGGAGAUUUACUUGUUGGGCGGUAUUCAGUUUAUCACUACAAGGAUACUUGUGGUGGAUUUGUUAAAAAAUCGUGUUCCAGUCGAGCAUAUUACUGGAAUAAUAGUUGUGCGAGGGCACACGGUGUUGGAGAGUUGCCAGGAAGCUUUUGCCUUGCGCUUGUAUAGGCAGAAGAACAAGACUGGAUUUGUGAAAGCAUUUUCGAACAGUCCACAAAGUUUUACAGUUGGAUAUGGGCACAUUGAGAGAGUAAUGCGGGCACUGUUUGUCAAGGAAGUGUACAUUUGGCCAAGGUUUCAUUCCACCGUAGUGCAAAGCCUGCGUGCACGAGAGCCUCAAGUUAUCGAAUUGCAAAUACCCAUUUCUGACACAAUGGCCAAGAUCCAGACCUGCAUUCUUGACUUGAUGAAUUUAACAGUCAAGGAAUUGAAACGUGUUAAUAAAACAGUUGAGCUACAGGAGAUAACUGUUGAAAAUUGUUUAACAAAACAAUUUCAUAAGAUACUUCAGAGUCAAUUAGAUUGCAUUUGGAAUCAACUGAGUACCAAAAGCAAACAGCUUGUGGCCGAUUUGAAGACUUUACGCCAUCUUAUUAUAACUUUAUUGUAUGCAGAUUCAGUCACUUUUUAUAAUUUGGUUUGUAGUUAUCGUACAAUGGAAUAUGCCCAGACGUGUACCUGGAUUUUGUUUGAACCCGCUGAACUGAUGUUUACAUAUGCCAGCACGUUGGUAUUUUCUGGAGAUAAAGAGUUAAAUCCAGAGUUCUGCCCAAAAUGGCAUGCUUUAAGCGAGAUUCUAAAAGUCGAAAUACCCGCCGAUAUGCAAAAAGAGAAAAGCAAUGAGAACGGCACAGUACUCAUAUUAUGCCAAGAUAACAAAACAUGUUACCAAUUAAACCACUUUUUAACUCUCGGCCCCCGCCACUACCUUUUCACAAUGGCCCUAAAACGCGGAGUGACAUUUAAAUCCAUCAACAAUAACUUUAAACAGCUGAAAGAAUUGCCCGAAUUUAAAAAUACACCAAAACAAACACAAAGCAGGCGAGAAGUCAGCAACUUUAAGUUUCCCAAGAAGGCGAAAGUGGUGAAGGAAAGUAAAAACGAGGAGGAGGCCAAAAGUAGCGAGACCGAGGAGGAGGUAGACGACUUCAAGGAUUCUUACUGUCUUACAAUGUCACAGACAGUUUGCGAUGAGAGUGACUCAAAGACAGAUUCGGACUGCAUGUUCGAGCCAUUUACCGAGUUUGAAAAUAUGAACUUGACGCAAUUAUGCGAAGCGGCAAAGGCGAACGUAAAUCCUACAAUUCUCAUCCAAACAUUCAGAAAAGCGGACAGCACAUUGGAGUUGCAAAACGUUUUAGAAGAAAUCAGGCCCAGUUACGUAAUAAUGUACCACAGCAAUAUUACAGCAAUUAGAAAUAUUGAGAUAUACGAAGCGCGUCGUAAUAGCACCGUUCCCCUCAAGGUCUAUUUUCUAAUUCACAAUGGAACAGUCGAAGAACAAAGUUAUUUAACAUCACUCAGAAGAGAAAAGGAAGCUUUUGAGUAUUUGAUUAGCACAAAAUCUACCAUGGUUAUUCCCGAAGAUCAGGACGGUAAAACUGACAUGUGCCUAGCUUUGCAAAGGGAAGCCGUAACCGCAGAGAUCAACACGCGACAAGGCGGCGCAUCAACUGCUCCCGCCAAGCAACUAGUAAUAGUUGACAUGCGAGAGUUUCGUAGCGAAUUACCAGCGUUAAUUCAUAAGCGCGGUAUCGAAAUUGAACCGCUUACUAUUACUGUAGGGGAUUAUAUUUUAACACCUGAUAUUUGCGUCGAAAGGAAAUCUAUAUCAGAUCUGAUCGGUUCCCUAAAUUCUGGCCGUUUAUAUCAGCAGUGUACCCAAAUGAGUCGCUACUAUAAAAAACCCAUGCUGCUUAUCGAGUUUGAUCAAAAUAAAACAUUUUCAUGGCAGCAAAAUCAGUUCAUGAUAUCCACUGAUAGUGACAACUCUGAAAUUCAGAAGAAAUUACUGUUGCUCACCCUGCAUUUCCCGAAGCUUAAAUUAGUGUGGAGCGCAAGUCCAUACGCGUCAGCGCAACUAUUUGAGGAGUUAAAGGUCGACAAAGACCAACCGAACGUGGAGUACGCGACGGCUUUAGGCAACGAACAAGACCUAGAUUUAAUCGAAACAAAAUACAACGUCGGCGUUUACGAUUUCGUUUACAAAUUACCGGGAAUAACUUCGAAAAAUAUCGAUCAAUUUAUGAGGCGUUGCACUAACAUGGAUCAGGUUAUCAAAAUGACAGAGAAUGAACUGCAGCAAGUUUUGGGAAAUGCGAAGGACGCUCGGAGCUUGUAUUCAAUUUUACAUGAGGAACACGUCACCAAAAAACCCUCAGAACAAGGUGUUGGCAAAGGGAAAGCUAGGGAGAAAUUUAAAUUUACUAAGAAGUGAGGUAAUCAGGAUAAAAUACAGGCUGAUCUAAACGAAAUAGGCGACUUAUUCUACCAGAGUACAUCCAAAACCCACCAAAAGUGGAGGAAACCUCGCCUAAGGCAUGCUCUAAAUGUUCGAAACUGAAGCAAAAGUGCCCUAUUAGAAGAUAACGCUAUAUGUACAUAUGGGAUGAAAAAAAAUUGCAAAAUAUAUAUAUUUUACAGCGCUCAAGCUGAA
Molecule: messenger RNA, 3148 nt
Organism: Photinus pyralis (common eastern firefly)
Lineage: Eukaryota; Metazoa; Arthropoda; Insecta; Coleoptera; Lampyridae
Gene: mei-9
Product: DNA repair endonuclease XPF
Exons: 15
Coding region: 209-2929 (906 amino acids)
Biological process (GO): double-strand break repair via homologous recombination; nucleotide-excision repair involved in interstrand cross-link repair; resolution of meiotic recombination intermediates
Cellular component (GO): nucleotide-excision repair factor 1 complex
Molecular function (GO): single-stranded DNA binding; damaged DNA binding; single-stranded DNA endonuclease activity
Source: RefSeq, a predicted model, not a curated record